AUGGCUGCUCAGAAUGACCUCUGCGAUGCCAUUGUGAUCGGGGCGGGCAUCCAGGGCUGCUUCACUGCAUACCACCUGGCCAAGCACGGGAAGCGCGUUCUCCUGCUGGAGCAGUUCUUUCUACCACACUCCCGAGGAAGCUCCCACGGGCAGAGCCGGAUAAUCCGAAGGGCAUACCCUGAAGAGUUUUACACCCAGAUGAUGGAUGAGUGCUACCAGAUAUGGGCCCAGCUGGAGCACGAAGCUGGAACCCAAUUAUACAGGCAGACUGGACUACUACUGCUGGGAGUAAAGGAGAAUCAAGAAUUAAAGGCAACCCAGGCUACUUUGUCUAGGCGGGGGGUGAAACACCAGUGUCUUUCAUCUGAAGAACUGAAGCAACAUUUCCCCAACAUUCGUCUGGCCAAGGGAGAAAUGGGACUCUUGGAAGAGUCUGGAGGAGUUCUCUAUGCAGCCAAGGCCCUCAGGAUCCUUCAGGAUGCAAUUCGACAGCUAGGAGGCAAAGUGUGUGAUGGACAGAAGGUGAUGGAGAUAAAACCAGGGCUACCGAUCAUAGUGAGAACCACCUGUAAGAGUUACCAAGCCAACAGCUUGGUCAUCACGGCAGGUCCUUGGACCAACAGGCUUCUCCGUCCCCUGGGACUUGAGCUGCCUCUCCAGACCCUGCGGAUCAAUGUGUGUUACUGGCGAGAGAAGGUUCCCGGAAGCUAUGGUGUGUCCCAGGCCUUUCCAUGCUUCCUGGGCCUGGACCUCAGCCUGGCUCCCCACCACAUCUAUGGGCUGCCCUCUGGAGAGUACCCAGGGCUGAUGAAGGUCUGCUAUCACCACGGCAACAACGCGGAUCCCGAGGAGCGGGACUGCCCCGCAGCAUUCUCAGACAUCCAGGACGUGCAGAUCCUGAGCCGCUUUGUCAGAGACCACUUACCUGACCUAGAGCCCGAGCCUGCCGUGGUGGAGCGUUGCAUGUACACGGACACCCCUGACAAACACUUCAUUCUUGAUCGACACCCGAAGUACGACAACAUCAUCAUUGGUGCUGGGUUCUCGGGCAUGAUCAAGCUGUCCCCUGUGUGGCAGAUCCUGUAUGAAUAA
Messenger RNA from Myotis lucifugus (little brown bat), 1092 nucleotides. RefSeq names its product pipecolic acid and sarcosine oxidase (gene PIPOX). Gene Ontology annotation, molecular function: sarcosine oxidase activity; L-pipecolate oxidase activity; flavin adenine dinucleotide binding. The record is from RefSeq and is a predicted model, not a curated record. Lineage: Eukaryota; Metazoa; Chordata; Mammalia; Chiroptera; Vespertilionidae. The coding region runs from base 1 to 1092 and encodes 363 amino acids. The transcript has 8 exons. Gene Ontology annotation, cellular component: peroxisome.